Messenger RNA from Symbiodinium sp. CCMP2592, 2061 nucleotides. The record is from the annotation of a GenBank genome assembly. Lineage: Eukaryota; Dinophyceae; Suessiales; Symbiodiniaceae.
AUGGCAUCCGCGGCUGUCUUGAAGGUCACCUACCAGUCCGAGGUACGCCGAUGCCUCCUUGCGAACGUCCGACCCAGCUUUGGAGAGAUCAUUGAGAGCAUUGCGAAGCUCUUCCCCGAAGCCAAAGAUUGCACUGCCCGGUACCUCGACGAGGAUGGGGACGCGUGCACGCUUUGCGAGGCUUCGCUGUCAGACUUCCUGGCUCAGGCAGCCAACGGCGUGAACAUGGCCAACAGCACCGGCAAGAUGGUGCUCCGCCUGGAGCUCGUGAGCCUUCCUCAAGCACCCACGCUUCCGGAGGCCCUGCCACCCAAGGAGGCGCCGGAGGCAAGCCCGAAGAACACGGCACAGGCUUUCGAGGUCGUCAACUCGCUUUCGGAUGGACUGCUCCAUGGUAAGGGCACAGGCUGCAAGGGCAAGGGCAAGGGCAAGUCCGGCAAGGGCAAGGCGGGAUGGAAAGGCCGCUGCCACAACGAGCAAGAGCAUGAGGAGAACGAGGAGUGGCCUUGGUGGAACUGGUACGCCCGACAGCAGUGGUUCCACACGGGAGCUGCACACUCGGUGGCGGCAGCACUGUCUCCACAGGUGCUUGCGAGCGCCUUUGUUUGCGAACUGCCGCGAAUGGUCACAAAGGUACGUGAGCAGGUACCAGAGGCCUUGGGCCAACCGCUGUGCAAUGCUCUGGGCUUCCUGCCGGCUUUGUCAGAGGCCUUGCAGGAGCUUUGGUCGCUCCUCGGCCGAAACAAGCUCCAGGCCGAAAAACACCUGGGACGAUUCCUAGCCGAGGUGACGCCAGAAAACGGCGGCCAGUUCUUGCUUGCCUUCCUCAGUGAGCUGGAGGCCAUGGAUUUCCAGGAUAAGCUGAACUUGAUGGCCACUUUCUUCGAGUCGCAGCACGAUCGCCUGCAUAAGGCUUUUUGGAGGUUGGAGCAGAGGCUCCCAUUCCUACCAGGGCUUCUGGAGCAUCCUGGCGUGCAGUGCGAUGGCUGUGGUGCUGCGCCUCUACUCGGCCCUCGCUUCAAGUGCGUUUCCUGUCCUGACUAUGAUCUAUGUGGUGUAUGCUACGCAAACAGGCUGCAUCUGCAUGGGGGCGACUGUGACACGCACGACUUCACAUGCAACUUGUCAGAGGCCACUCACCCUCUGCACAUGAAGCUCAUGGCUCGUGCAUUGAAGCACUCUGGGCCUUUAACCUUUGUCCUGGGUAUGUUUGGAUUGGACGGCAAGCAUGCGAAAGCUGGCAAGGGAAACGCCAAGGGGAAGCAUAAGGUCUCAGGGACGGGCCCAGUCGACCAAAGCUGUGACAGAAGCACCGGUGGAUGUGCGGAUCCCCCGGUGCAAGGCAGCUUCUUCAAUUGGGGUGGCAGACCCUCGGACAACAGUGCUGGAGAAAGUGGUGCAAAGAUCAGGCGCUGUGCGACAGACGGCUGUCAGUACCAGGCUCACAAGGGCGACUACUGCUGUGGGGCAUGUGCCAAGGGCAAGCGUUGUGGACAUGGCACACGCUGCCAGCGUGCCCUUUUCGACGGUGGAAUGGCUCCCGAAAGUGUGGGCUGUCAGGAGGGUGGCAAGCGUUGCGCAACACCUGGCUGCCAGUACCAGCCAACUUGGCAUGCAGAGUACUGCUGCAAAGUCUGUGCCAAAGGAAAAGGUAGCCAUGGCCCGAAUUGCGAAAAGGUAGCAGCAACAUGCAGCGACAGCAGCGAAGAUACAGAAAGCAAGGCCAUGAAGAUCAGGCGCUGUGCGACAGACGGCUGUCAGUACCAGGCUCACAAGGGCGACUACUGCUGUGGGGCAUGUGCCAAGGGCAAGCGUUGUGGACAUGGCACACGCUGCCAGCGUGCCCUUUUCGACAGUGGAAUGGCUGCGUGGAAGAACGACGCCACGGGUAGUAUCAACGAGACAGGCCCAGAGGCCGGAUCGAAGAAGAUUGCUGGCAAGCCGUGUGCAGCAGCAGGAUGCACAUAUCAGGUGACUUGGCAUGAGACUCAUUGCUGCUAUGCUUGCGCUGCCCAUGGGCCUGGGACCCAUGGCCCUCACUGUGAGAGGGUGGAGCAGUAG